AUAGGUUUUAAUUAAUGUUAAUUUUGUUAGUUGGUUAAUUCUAUUUAUUAUCCUUUAAAACAGACCAAAUAAGUAUGUAAAGAUAUAUCUUUUCAUUUAUUUCUUUUUUUUCCUGGAAAAUGGUCUAUGAAUGUGUCUUUUUUUGAUUUGUUCAAUUUUACAUACUAUCAUUUUAUAUUCUAUCUUUUGUAGUAAAAAAUCAUUUAUCAGCCAACUUUCACAAAUUAAUUUUAAUGAAAAUAUAAUUUAUACUACCGCACUAACACAACUCUGAAUUUUUGAAUUAUAAUUUAUCUUUUCAUUUAUAAAAAUUCCUUGCUAACUGUAUCUAUGUUUUUCAUAAAUCUAAGCAUUCUAACCACUCCAUGUAAUCAUUCUUUUACCAUACAUAUAUUUUAUGUGAUUUCAAAGAAAUCAAAGAAAAUAUAUAAAAUAUGGCAUAUUAUUUUUUACGAAAUGAGUUUCCGUGCGAUAUCGCACGGGUUCCUUGCCUAGUUCUAGUAAUAGAAUGAAAGAUAUUGAGGCGGUGGUCAAAGGAAAACAAGUUUUUCUUACUUUUGUUUAUGGGGAUCCGGUGCAAAAGCUAAGAGAACAAGUAUGGGAGAGACUAACUCGAUUUGGAUUGGCACGUUCGGAACCUUGGUUUAUUAUUGGAGAUCUAAAUGAAAUUACUGGGAAUCAUGAAAAGGAUGGAGGCUCCCUACGUAGUACAACUUCAUUUAUCCCCUUCAAUAAUAUGAUAAGAAAUAGUGGUUUAUUAGAAUUUCCGGCUAGAGGAAAUACACUGUCUUGGCAAGGAAGAAGGGGCAAAGGGAAAGGAGCAGUGACCGUCAGAUGUCGCUUGGAUCGGGCUUUGGCAAAUGAGGAAUGGCACACGCUCUUUCCAUGUUCUUAUACAGAGUAUCUAAAAAUGGUGGGGUCUGAUCAUCGUCCAGUGGUGGCUUUUUUGGAGGAUAAUGUUCCAAGGAAAAAAAAAAGGGGGCAAUUUAGAUUUGACAAAAGAUGGAUUGGUCAGGAGGGUUUCAUGGGGUCGAUUACAGCAGGCUGGACGGAGAGUCAGCAAGGACAAUUAGGAGAUCUUGCUACAAAAAUUAAAAAUUGUCGUCAUGAAAUAUCUUCAUGGCGUAAGAAUAAUCAACCAUAUGGAAAGGAUAAAAUACAGGAGCUACAAAGGGCACUGGAGGAGGUUCAAAUGGAUAAUAAUAGGUCACAAGAAGAGAUUAUUGAGGUUUCUAGGAAACUGCAGAAGGCUUAUAAGGAUGAGGAGGAAUAUUGGCAUCAGAAAAGCAGGAAUAUGUGGUACUCAUCUGGAGAUCUGAAUACUAAAUUUUAUCAUGCUUUGACGAAGCAGCGUAGGGUUCGUAACAAAAUAGUGGGUCUCCAUGAUGAAGCAGGUAAUUGGAUAACGGAUGAGAAAGGAGUUGAGAAGGUGGCAGUUGAUUAUUUUGAGAGUCUGUUCACGACCACGGAUCCAACGGAAUUUGAUAGUUUUUUGGAGGAGAUAACACCAUCUAUUUCUCCCCAAAUGAAUCAAAUAUUACUGAGAAUGGCAACGGAGGAAGAGGUCCGACAAGCUUUAUUCAUGAUGCGUCCGGAGAAAGCGCCAGGACCGGAUGGGAUGACAGCUCUUUUCUUCCAACACUCUUGGCAUAUAAUUAAGAGGGAUGUGGUUGAGAUGGUGAAUAAAUUUCUUCUCACAGGGAAUAUGGAUCCACGUUUAAACAUUACUAAUAUAUGUAUGAUUCCUAAAGUAGAGAGACCCACAAGGAUGACGGAAUUAAGGCCGAUAAGUCUUUGUAAUGUUGGUUACAAGAUUAUCUCGAAGGUUUUGUGUCAAAGAUUGAAAAUUUGCCUACCAAGGCUAAUUUCUGAGACACAAUCGACAUUUGUGGCGGGCAGGUUAAUAUCAGAUAAUAUUCUUAUAGCGCAGGAAAUGUUUCAUGGACUGAGGACAAAUAAGUCAUGUCAGAAUAAAUUUAUGGCAAUCAAAACGGAUAUGAGCAAGGCAUAUGAUAGGAUUGAGUGGAAAUUUAUCGUGGCACUUCUUCACAAAAUGGGAUUUGAUCCUCGUUGGACUAAUUUGAUGAUGGAAUGUAUUUCUUCGGUUCAAUAUAGGGUUCUUAUCAAUGGUCAACCACAAGGACUUAUUUUUCCUCAACGAGGCUUACGGCAGGGGGAUCCUCUCUCUCCGUAUUUAUUUAUUAUGUGUACUGAGGCAUUAAUCGCGAAUAUUAAGAGGGCGGAGAGAGAGAAACAACUUACUGGUUUAAAGGUGGCAAGAGCGUGUCCAGCAAUCUCUCAUUUGCUAUUUGCCGAUGAUAGUCUUUUCUUUUGCAAGGCAAAUAAGGAGGAAUGUCAAACCAUUCUUAGGAUUUUAAAGGAAUAUGAGGCUGUCUCAGGGCAACAAAUAAAUUUUCAGAAAUCUUCAAUUCAAUUUGGGCAUAAGAUUGAAGAACCAAAUCGUCAAGAAUUGAGAGAUGUUUUAGGAAUUCAAAAUAUAGGAGGCAUGAGAUCCUAUUUAGGUUUGCCAGAAAGUCUAGGAGGAUCUAAGGUACAAGUAUUUGGUUUUGUUCAGGAACGGUUGAAUAAUAGAGUUAAUGGAUGGACCUUUCGAUUUUUUACUAAAGGAGGAAAAGAGGUAAUUAUUAAAUCGGUAGUUACGGCCCUGCCCAACCAUGUUAUGUCUGUUUAUCGAUUACCGAAGGCUACUGUUAAAAAAUUAACAAGUGCAGUUGCUCGGUUUUGGUGGAGUCCAGGAGGAAGUUCUAAAGGUAUGCAUUGGAAAUCAUGGGAUAAAUUAUGUGAAACCAAAGAAAAUGGUGGGUUAGGGUUCAAGGAUCUUAUGGAUUUUAAUACGGCAAUGCUUGGAAAGCAAUUAUGGAGACUGAUUGAGAAGCCAAAUACUCUUUUCUCAAGAGUUUUCAAAGGACGGUAUUACAGGAAUGCUUCACCCCUGGAACCGAUUCGUUCUUCUUCUCCGUCAUAUGGCUGGAGGAGUAUUAUUUCUGCUAGAUCUCUGGUUUGUAAAGGACUAAUUAAAAGGGUGGGAACAGGUUCGUCUAUCUCUGUAUGGAAUGAUCCUUGGAUCCCAGCCACUCGCCCGAGACCAGCAAACAAUAAUUUUCCCAACUUUUAUCCGGACCUCACAGUGGAUUCCCUCAUUAAUUCAGAAUCUCGCUCAUGGAAUUUACAGGUAAUCAGGACUCUAGUGGAUCCUACGGAUGCAAAAAUUAUUGAAAGUAUUCCUUUAAGUAGGAAUCAGUUUGAGGAUAGGAAUGGAUGGCAUUUUACUACUAAUGGAAAAUAUUCAGUCCGAUCAGGUUAUCAAGUGGAACGAGUCUAUCCUGAUAAGGAAAAACCACCAGAUUUUUAUGGCCCUACAGUGGAUAUACUUAAAGCUUUCUGUUGGAAAGUUCGGUGCCCCCCAAAAAUAAGACAUUUUUUAUGGGAACUUCUCUCGGGAUGUAUAUCGGUAAUAAAAAAUCUCAAGGCAAGAGGGAUACAAGAAGAUAUAUGUUGUGCUCGAUGCGGAUGUCCGGAAGAAUCAAUUAACCAUGUAUUUUUUGAAUGUCCGCCGGCACGCCAAGUGUGGGCAUUAUCCAAGAUUCCGUCGUCUCCUAAUAUCUUUCCUAGCACUUCAUUAUUUGCUAAUAUGGAUCAUCUUUUUUGGAGAGUUCAACCAUUGAUGGAUGACCAUCAGUUUGCAUGGAUUUUAUGGUAUAUUUGGAAAGCCCGAAAUAACAAAGUUUUUAGUAAUCUGGAUAUUGAUCCGAGGGAUACUCUUCAAUUAGCUGAAUUAGAAUCAUCACUUUGGGCAGAAGCACAGGUGGGAAAUGACCCUACGAGGGAGCCUUCGGUACAGACCAGUUCCUCCCUAGCAAUACAAGGUCGAUGGUGUUUCAUAGAUGGUUCAUGGAAAGAUAAGGAUUCUUUUUCAGGGUGUGGGAACCGAAAUUCGCACUAUCGAUUUCCGUUUAAAUAAGGAAACUAAGAAAACCCUAGUUUCCCAGAGGACCCGGAUAUCUGUUAAUUACCACACGUCAAGCAAUCAGAACACGAGA
This is a messenger RNA of Brassica rapa (field mustard), 4061 nucleotides long. RefSeq lists its product as uncharacterized. Lineage: Eukaryota; Viridiplantae; Streptophyta; Magnoliopsida; Brassicales; Brassicaceae. The record is from RefSeq and is a predicted model, not a curated record. Gene Ontology annotation, molecular function: catalytic activity.